ACGCCAACACGUCUAAGUAAAUAUUAUCUCAGAUUAUAUUAGUAAUAUCUAUAUUUUAUUACCACAUUAUUGUCCCGAAAAUUGCAUUAUAUCUUAUAAUAAAAAAUCGUAAAAAAAAAAAAAAAAAAAAAGGGGCAAUUGCCCAGAGAACGAAAUAGGAAGCAGAGGUCCUGGAGAAGAAGAGUGAGAGCAUGAGGACCAAACCAGCGGCUGUGUUCAUGGCCUUUGGCACAAAAGGAGACGUCUAUCCUAUUGCUGCCAUUGCUGCAGCUUUUGCUUGUGACCAGGAGCAAUACCAUGUGGUUCUAAUAACUCAUUCAGCACACGAGAAUUUAAGAGUUCAUUUGGCGGGAAAAAAUGUAGCAUUUCUUCAAGUUUCAUCACCACCUGUUGUUUCUCCUUAUGAGGAUAAUGGGUUUAUGAAGGCAUCUUUUGCUCUGCAGAAGACAAUAGUUACAAGACAACAUAGACAAGAAUGCCUUUCUGUAUUUGAAAGAAUCUUUGGUGAUGGCCCAAGCAUGGAGAGUGAUUUCAUUGUGAUAAAUUUCUUUGCAUUGGAAGGUUGGAGCCUUUCAGAACUAUUUCAUGUCCGAUGUGUUGUUGCUGCUCCUUAUGUUGUUCCUUAUAGUGCUCCUUCAUCAUUUGAACAGCACUUCAGAAAAGAACUACCACUUCUACAUGAAUAUCUUCAGCAAGCUCCUACAAACAAGGUUUGUUGGAAAGAUGUUAUGCACUGGAUGUGGCCACUUUUUACUGAAGAUUGGGGAUCAUGGAGAAGUGCUGAUUUGAAGCUAAGCCCUUGGCCUUUCACGGAUCCAGUAACUGGCAUUCCAAUGUGGCAUGAUAGGCCUUCAUCUCCUCUACUACUGUAUGGAUUUAGCGAAGAAGUUGUUGAAUGUCCUGGUUACUGGCCUUCAAAUGUUCGGGUCUGUGGCUUUUGGUUUCUCCCUAUGGAAUGGCAGUUUUCGUGCAACAAGUGUGGAGAAAUUUCAGCUUUGAUCUCUUCAGGGCAUUUGAACACAAAAGAUGAAAUGUGUUCAGCUCAUGCUGAGUUACAAUAUUUUCUGAUGACUUCUGUGUCGCUGCCACCUGUUUUCAUAGGUCUGAGCUCUAUUGGAAGCAUGGGUUUUUUAAGGAACCCUCGAGCAUUUCUUCGGGUUCUUCAAACUGUUUUGGACAUCACAAGUCACAGAUUCAUUCUAUUCUCAGCUGGCUUUGAACCAUUAGAUGCUGCAAUCAGAAUGAUUGCUGCUGAAGCAUUAUCAGGUUCAGAAAGAUUGCAACUCAGUGAGGAUGGCAUCUCCCUCUUCGGUGGCCGACUCUUCUGUUUUUCUGGAACCAUACCGUACAACUGGGUGUUUCCAAGAUGUGUUGCUGCAAUUCAUCAUGGGGGCAGUGGAUCCACUGCUGCAGCACUACAUGCUGGAAUUCCACAGGUACUAUGUCCAUUUAUGCUGGAUCAGUUUUACUGGGCGGAGAGGAUGUUUUGGCUUGGAGUUGCCCCGGAACCUCUGCAACGAAGCCAAUUGCUUCCGGAUGAAGAUGAUACAUGCAUAAAAGAAGCUGCAAAUGUGCUAGCCAGUGCCAUAAAUUACGCAUUAUCUCCUAAAGUCAAAUCACGUGCAUCAGAAAUUGCUGAAAGAAUCUCUCUUGAGGACGGAGUUUUGGAAGCAGUGAAGAUCCUCAAGAAGGAGAUGAGCUGUUCUAAUUCUAUGAAGCAUUAACACCAGAUUCAUGCCAUUUUUUUCUUUUCUUGGAAGUUUUUGUCCCCCACUGUUUUAUGUUUUAUUAUUAUACAUUUCAACUUCAAGAAUUUUGUUUUGUUUAACAAAAAAGUGUGACUAUUUUGUUUCUCAUAUCAGUAUUCUCUCUUUUCAAAGGUUAGUGUUAUGCUAGAUUAGUGUUGUGCUA
Messenger RNA from Cornus florida, 1911 nucleotides. Its product is annotated as sterol 3-beta-glucosyltransferase UGT80B1. The coding region runs from base 192 to 1724 and encodes 510 amino acids. The transcript has 15 exons. The record is from RefSeq and is a predicted model, not a curated record. Lineage: Eukaryota; Viridiplantae; Streptophyta; Magnoliopsida; Cornales; Cornaceae.